This is a messenger RNA of Macroventuria anomochaeta, 1104 nucleotides long. RefSeq lists its product as uncharacterized. The record is from RefSeq and is a predicted model, not a curated record. Lineage: Eukaryota; Fungi; Ascomycota; Dothideomycetes; Pleosporales; Didymellaceae. Bases 1 to 1104 code for a protein of 367 amino acids. The transcript has a single exon.
AUGCGGCCCGCUUCAGUGCAACCAUCGGCAUCGGACUACGAUGAGAAAAAUUCAUCCGAAACACAGGAACAGCAAACUGAAGAUGUGUUCACUACGAUGUCCCCGAAGAAUCAAGCAGAGCCGGUGAGAUUCUCUUUGAGUAACGACACCCACAAAUCGAGCGAAGAGAGCCCACUCUCCAAGCCGAAAAGCGAUUUGAGUGCGGAAACAUUCGAAGCGACAGGAGAGCCACACAUCAAAACCCCUAGAGCUGAGGAAGCAGCCGAUUUGGGGCCAGAUAAUCUGCACUAUGAAGCAUCACCUGGCCAGGAUAAACCAAAAUUGGAGACUCCAGGUCGUAUCCGCAAUAAAAGCCCGGCGGACACUCUGAUUAUGCACAAAACACUUCGGAAGAAGUUUGCGAGCAGGCUGACACCCAAAGAGGAGGAGGGUUACAUCUAUGUUGUCAAAGAUCUGAACAGACCUCAUCUUUGCAAGAUCGGGAGAGCCAAAGAGAGCGAACUCCGCGUUGCAACUAUCGAGAACUCAUGUGGAUUCAAACCUCAGCUUGUCUACUCCAGACUAGUGGGCCUCUAUAUCCGAACAGAAGCUCUCACUCAGGGGUAUCUUUCAGAUCUCUGUCAACCUUACUUCUGCAAACCAUGUAACCAAACACAUCACGAAUGGUUCGAAGCCCCUAAUGAGCUUGCCAUAGCAGCUGUGAAAAAGUGGGUCGACUUCAUGUGCCGCGAGAGCCCCUACGAUCCAAGGUCGAAAGAACUGAGACCAUUCUGGUCAAUAUGGCUUAAAGUCCACGAUUUAGCUUCUGCAGACCUCGAUGUCGACGAGUUCCGAAUGUGGUGGGACCGCAUCAUAUCGCCUUCAGAGCUCGACCACUUCAAAUACAAGUUAAACGCUGUGCAGGACAUACUGUGGAAGUUUUUCUGGCCAGUGUAUGCCACACUUGCCUGGACAGUAACAUUCAUCGCUUUCCAGCACCCUGUCGCAUUUUUGCUCAUGGUUACGUCAGUGGUCGGCACCUUCGUCAGCAUGUCUUACGACUUUCCUCUGCGAAAUGCUUCUACUAGCUCUAGAAAGACGAGGAGCACGGUGAAGAGCCUAUGA